GUUGCGGGUUUGUUGUUGCCGAAUGCGAACGGAACGGAAUCGGAAAAACCGGAAAAUGCGGCCCGGCUGAAGACAGUGCGAGCGAGCGAGAUAAAAAUAUUCGGCCGAGCAACAGUGAAAAGCGUUUGAAGGGCCAUAGAUACAAGAUAAUGCCCCAUAGAGGAGUCCACCUUCUCUCCGCCAACCGAUAUGUGAAAAUCGGUCAGUGAAGCCGAAAGUGAAAGUGUGUGAAAGUUCAGAAGUUGGCAGCGAAACAAGGCGAAAUAAAGAAAACCAAACAAACAAAAAGAAAAUGUGAAAAAUCUUCAGAUGUUGUUCUUUAAUGCAUACGAAAUAUUCAAAUAAAUUAUCAUCAGCCUAAUCAACAUCAGCGUUAUUAUCAGCAGGCGGAGCAAGGAAAAGUCGAAGGAAAACUUUUCGUCCUGUAAGCGCAAGAGCAUCGAAGUACCCGGAUGAGUGGUUCUGCUGGUUCCGGCGGAGUGGGCGCAGUGGGCGGUGGUGCCACCCACAUCUUUCGCUCGCUGUCGUCGGAGAGCCAGAAGCGCGAGUGGUCCAAGCGCCUCUCCCUCCGGGGAAUGCGACAUGGAGGAGCAGCCGGAGGUCCUGGAGGAUCUGGCACUUCGAGCCUGGCCAGCAGCAAGGAGGAGAGCAAGCACAGAAAGUUCUUCAGCCGCUCGGCCUCGUUGCGUCAGGCGGGCAGCGGAGGAGGAGGAGGAGGAGGAGGAGGAGGCAGCGGAGUGGGAGGAAGUGGCAGCCACCAGGCGUCCAUGGAGCUGCACGUGCCCGGCCAGGAGGGAAGGGGCGCCGGCGGAGGAGCCUCCUCCGGAGCGGGCUCGCCGCAGACCCAGACCCAGCCGUCGACGCCCAAGAAGUCCAACUGGGAGGUGAUCGAACAUUUCAAUACGAGUGCCAAGGGAGGCAAGGCCGUGGUUAGCAGCAGUUUGAUUGCGGCUGGAAUCACGCGCUGCAACAUCGACGAAUCCAUGGACUCCACCAACUCCAGCUCCACCUGCCACAGCCCCAUGAUCUACCAACGUGACGAGACGCAGCUGUUGCAGCCAGGCGAUGCCAGCAACUUGGAGGCCAACAAUCCGAUGACGAGCGGCGGAGGAGGCGGAACUGCCAAUGGUCCUGUGAGCCCCAGCAUUUCGUUCUGGUUCCGUUUGAACCGCAUUAUCCUGCGCCUCUGCUCCACCCACCAGUUCAAGAAUCUGCAGGUCGAAAUGCUGUAUCAGCGGUAUUUUCUGCGUAUGAAUCAGAGCAACACGACGCACAUUUUGGCCCUGCUUUUGGCCCUCAUUUUGGCCCUAUCCUGCACGCACUUGGUCUUCACCACGCUGCAGCUGCGGCGCAGCACCUCGCUGCUGCUGGAAAUCAGCGAAAUCGGACUGGACGCAAAUGCGACCGUGGGCAACUGGACGACCGCCACAAUGAAGCCCCCACCACCGGCAUCAUCGGAUCAAAUGGCCCGGCACAGCUCCUUUCCGCUCCUGGCCCUCGAUUCCAAUGGCAGCUGGGCGGCAAACGCCGAGGGAGGCGGUGAGCUGAAAUCCGCCCAAAACCGCAACCUCGCCGAUUUUGAAGCGGACCAUAAUGGGCAGUUGGGUGGAGGCGGGCUUGUGUGGCGCCGCCAGAAGCGCAAACACUAUCGACGCCUCCACAAACACCGAUACAAACACAAGUCGCACCAACAGCAUCGCGCCAGAUACAGGAUGCGGGAGAAGCGGAGCCUGCAGGACGUUGGGGCGUUUAAGGGUGGAGGGAUCCGGCCCCAGCUGAUUGUUGACACUGCCCCCAAUGAUGCUGAUGUGUACACAGUUGCGCCGGAUGAUGAUGAUGACGUUGAUGACGGGCGGAGUGCUGGCAGUAAACACAUUACGCAUACGCCGCGUGUCCGCGACUACAAUCAAAUUUCACAAGCGGAACGUGAUGAAGUGUUAAAUGCAUCGUCAAACGCUGGAGCUACAACCGAUAAUCCAGGCCCACCCCUGGGCUACGGCCACCUCAUCUCCCUGAUCCUGAUGCAGGUGGACGAGUCCGUGCUGCUCUUCCUCAUUGUCAUGCUAAUCUGCGGGAUUGUCUAUGCCUUCCUGCUGUGCAUCCUCUCCAAGCCGGCCAUGAACGAGAUCUUCCUGGUGCUCGUGUCCUACGUCAUUCUGGGCACCUUCCUGGCCAUCGAAGUGGCCGUCAGCUAUGCGAUGCAACCCAGCAAAUCCUUCAACGGCAGCGCCUGCUGCAUCGUCCUCAUCUACAUGACCUACACGAUGCUGCCCCUGCGCCUCCGGGAGGCUCUGAUCGGAGGAAUCCUCCUGAGCGUCGUCCAUCUGUACACCUGCCUGAGGCUCACCGCGAUGCAGGAUGAGGUGGUCGAAUUCAUCCACUGGGGGGAGCUCCUCUGCACUUUGGUGGCCCUGCUCCUGGCCAACCUCACCGGCGUCUACACCCACUGGCCGAAGGAGAAGGCCCAGAGAAAGGCGUUCAUCGAGACGAGGCAGUGCAUCGAGGCCAGGCUGCGGACUCAGCGCGAAAACCAACAGCAGGAACGCUUGUUGCUGUCGGUGCUGCCGCGUCAUGUGGCCAUGGAGAUGAAGGACGACAUUGCGGGCCAGCCACGUGACACCCAGUUCCAUAAGAUAUACAUCCAGCGGCACGAGAACGUCAGCAUCCUUUUUGCGGACAUCUGCGGUUUCACCAGCCUCUCGGAUCAGUGCACCGCCGAGGAACUGGUGCGUCUGCUGAACGAGCUCUUUGCCCGCUUUGAUCGAUUGGCUGCGGAGCACCAUUGUCUGCGCAUUAAGCUGCUGGGCGACUGCUACUACUGCGUCUCCGGACUGCCGGAACCCCGUCCGGAUCACGCCCAUUGUGCCGUCGAAAUGGGACUCGAUAUGAUUGACGCCAUCGCCCUGGUGCGCGAGGUGAUGGCCGUGAAUGUGAACAUGCGAGUGGGCAUCCAUACGGGCCGGGUGCACUGCGGCGUUUUGGGCCUGGUCAAGUGGCAGUUCGACGUUUGGUCCAAUGACGUCACGCUGGCCAACCACAUGGAGAGUGGUGGGAUUCCCGGACGCGUUCACAUAACCAAGGAGACCCUGAAGUGUCUGGAUGGCGAUUAUGAAGUGGAGGUCGGCAAGGGAAACGAGCGCAACUCGUAUCUCAAGGAUCAUCAGAUAGAAACGUACCUAAUUGUGCCAGGAGAUAUAUAUAGGCCACACAAAAAGUCCAGAAAUCGCUUGCAGGUCAAUGGCAAUAUUUCCAAAGAACUUCGUAUGAUGGGUCAUGGUACGGCCCAAAAGCACACUUCAAAAUUUGGGUUCGGCGACAGUUCCGAGAGUGCCAAGGAUCCCGAGGAUGAGGUGAAUGAGUAUCUGAUGCGGGCCAUCGAUGCCCGAAGCAUCGAUCAUCUGAGGGCCGAGCACUGCCAGUCCUUGCUGCUCUGCUUCAAGGAUAACGUCCUGGAGAGGAAGUACGCCAGCGAACCAGAUCGCAUGUUGUGUGUUUACUUCUACUGCAGUCUGUUGGUCUUGCUCGGCACCAGCAUAAUGCGGCUGGUGGUGUUCCAGAGCUCCCUGCUGACUCUGGCCUUGUCCACCGGCGCUCUGCUGCUGCUCGGGUUCCUGGUAUUUCUGGUGGCAUGUCACAAAAUCAACUUUCAGCUGCCAUCGGACAUCAAACGCUUCUCAUUGCGCAUUCAUAGCAAUCGCAGAGUAUCCCAGUUGUUCGCCUUUGCGAGUGUCGCUCUGAUUGUCCUUACCACCCUGCUGGCCAUGUUUCAGGAAUCGGGCCGCCAACUGGAGUUGCUCCACAGGAGACGCUUCUGGCUGGACGUGAACGGCAGCCUCAGCCUGAAUGACACGGAGUUCCACACCCAGAUGGCCGCCGCCAAGGAACCCGAUUGCGAUUUCUAUUUGGCCUACAAUACCUUCCUGCUGCUCACGCUGCUCUCGAUGAUGAGCUGCGCCACCUACCAGGUCCUGCGGAUCCUGCUGAAGCUGCUGCUGCUCCUCCUGGCCUCCGGCAGCUACAUGGCCUGCUCCUCCUACUUGUACUCGCGCAGCAGGGAAAUGAGCCAAGAGCUGGCGAACGAGGAGGCCCUGCUGCGCUACAUAAUUGAUUCCAUCUUCCUCUUUGCAUUUAUGCUGGCCCUGAUUUUCCACAGCCACCAGACGGAGGCCACUUACCGCCUGGACUUCAUCUGGAAGCUGCAAGCCACGGAGGAAAAGGAGGAUAUGGAGCACCUGCAGGCUUAUAACCGCAAACUGCUCGAAAACAUUCUGCCCGUUCACGUCGCCGAGCAUUUUCUGAGUCGCGAAAAGCACCUUGACGACCUGUACCACGAGCAGUGCGAUUCGGUGUGCAUUCUGUUCGCCAGCAUUCCCAACUUCUCCGAGUUCUACGUGGAACUGGAGGGCAACAACGAGGGCGUGGAGUGCCUGCGGCUGCUCAACGAGAUUAUCGCCGACUUCGACGAGCUGCUCAGCGAGGAGCGCUUCCGCUGCAUCGAGAAAAUCAAGAGCACGGGCGCCACUUACAUGGCGGCAUCCGGACUCACGGCGAACACCUGCGACCGGGUCAACUUCAGCCACGUGACCGCCAUGGCCGACUACGCCCUCCAGCUGUUCGACAAGAUCGAGGAGGUCAACAUGCACUCCUUCAACAACUUUCGCAUGCGAAUAGGUAUAAAUAUUGGUCCUGUAGUGGCCGGCGUCAUUGGAGCCUGCAAGCCGCAAUAUGAUAUUUGGGGCAACGCCGUCAACGUGGCCUCGCGAAUGGACUCCACAGGCUUGGUGGAUCAUAUCCAGGUGACACAGGAGAUGCAGCAGAUACUGGAGGGGCGUGGCUUCGAGCUCACCUGUCGCGGCAGCGUGGACGUGAAGGGCAAGGGCUCCAUGAUCACCUACUUCCUCAAGGGCAGGAGGCCCAUAGAUGCCAAAGAGCUGGAGCUGGCCAGGACCGAGGUGGAGCCGCCAAAGACCUUGACCUUGGCCAAGGAGCCGGAAAAGAUGGCCGCUGGUACAGCAGCAGAGAAGCAGCAGGAACAGGUCAAGGAGCAGGGUUCCACGGAGCAGGAGGACGACUUGCUGCCCUCGCCCGACAUCGAUAUGAACUCCAAUAUGGAGAACUUGACGGCGCAGCGGAGGAAGUCGCUCUGCCGGCAGCACAAUAUAUCCUCCUCCUUCGGCACAACGGUGAGUAGCUCCACGGGCAUAACGCCCAGCAUUUCGAACAGCUCCAGCGUGGUCACCAUUGGUGCUCUGCCCGCCAUCCUGCGCGGCGGUAAUCCACUGUCGAAUGCGAAUCCCACCGCCACCGACAGCUGCUCGGAGUGUGGGGGCGCCAGUAAGUCCUUGGCCACACCCACUGCUCCGCCGAGGACACUAGUGGCGGAUCUGAAGGAUGAGAUAGCCCGGGACGAGAAGAUUGGACUGAAGGACUCCAUUGAGAACCUGGAGAUCCUGCUCAAGAACAACAUCAGUCUCUCCGACCUGAGCAACAAGCAGCAGCAGAAUCUGCGGGGUGAAACCAGCAGCUCAACCACCACCACCUUGAGGAAAAAAAACACAAUUGUGAGCUUCAACGUGACGGAGACGGUGACCACCACAGCAACACCCUUAACAUCCUCCUCGGGCUCAUCGAACUGCUCCGCGCAGCAGAAGAAGCGCCGCUCGGUGACCACCAUUGCGGCCAGUUUCACCACCUCCACCACCACGCGACUGCUCUCCAACGAGAGCCAGUGCUCCACGCAGACGGCGCCCGGAACGCUGGAGAGCGGUGGCUCGAUGCCCGGCCAAUCCUCCACGGAGAACUCAUCCCAGGACUGGCAGCCCCGCACUGCCUCGCUGGAACCCAACCGCAGUCCAAUCAAGACCUCGCAGUCCAUGAGCCCCAUUGGCCAGCUGACCACCGAGGUGUUUGUGCUGCCCAACAGCCGGAGCAUGGUGCUCAUCAGCAGCACGAACGGAUCGGUGCCCGCACUGGGCACAGCUGGCGGCGGCGCCAGUAGUCCGCGGACCGGACUCCUGCAGGAUGUCAGCACGUAGGCGAUGCGAGGCAGCCGUGUAAAUAUGUACAAACCGAAGGCGCUUCGCUGCGCCUUAGUGGUAGGACUAUCGGUAAGGAUAUGGUAAUGGUAAUGGUAAUGGUCUAGGUAGCGUUAAUGGUUGGGGCAAGGGUGUAGCGUUUGGAUGGUUUAGACUUGCCAGUACUCAGUAGGGUCGAACUUCUUUGGCAGGAUGCGUUUCCAGUUAUCAAAACCACAGAGAACGAUAACUAGUAACUUAUACAUAUAAUAUGUACCUACAAAUUGGCAAGGUUACUUAAGUUUGUUCCAAUAAACUGCAGAUAAAUAAGACAUUCUUUGAGAACCGAAGGAAACAAUAGUUAAGUAAACAGCAAAACUAAAAAUACCCAUAAAAUGCUCACACCUAAAUGUAAUAUCAUAUUGAAAAGGUCUAUGUAACAUGUGUAAGCACGGUGGCAGAACAACCAUUUCAGUUCUGGGUUCUCGCUAGAGAAGUUCGACUGUACCUGCAGCUUCCCCUCCCCUGUACGAUCUCGCAUUUAUUGUAGCUUUAGAUGUUCCUCAGUUAGCGUUUCAGGGCACCAACAACGUGAAUUCCAUAUCACACAUAAACUAAUGUACGAAAGCAAAUGUUGCACUUCCACUGGGUACCAAGGAGCAUUGUUAGAACUGCUAGGCAUUCGAUAGGUAGGUGUAAGUUGGGAGCAGAGUCCUUGCAAAGGAGCGUAGGUGUGUAAGGUUCCUAUGUGUGUUGCAGUAGGGUGUGAAUUGCAGUCGCAUGCGUGCGCAAAAGAAAUCGAAUUUAAUGUUCAUAAGUGUAAAUGAUAAACUACAAACGUCUUCUUAAAUGCAUAAACACAAAUAAUAUAUGAUUGGCAAGUUGGUAAAUUAAAAUGUAUGGUUUAUGCUGGGUAUUUCCAAGUACUUUCACUAAGGAACCCCUCAAGGAAAUAUUUUUCCGUGCUAAAUUAAAUGUUGCAUUCCCCAGCAAAAUAUUUUUACACCGAGCUAAGACAGCAUCCAUUAUAUAUCCUAUCGCUAAUAGGUAUUACAUCGGUUUUUGAGCUGUUCAUAGCUGGUGUGUUCUUGAUAACUAAAACCAAAAAUCUGUCAAUUGAAGAGCAACCUGAAAUGUUUUUGAAUUGUUGCACAAACGAUAUUUACUAGAGUGUAAGCUGAGAUGGGAGAGUAUCUAAUACGUUAUACUCGUAUGUUAAAAUAGCAUUGUUUAAAUGUAAUGUUAAAUGUGUUUCGAUGUCUGUAUGUCUCAAUGUUGCUGAAAGCAUCAACACUAGGUAUAAAUACAUACUUAUAUUUGAAUAAUGCAACUUAAACAAUGCGUACACAAAACGAAAACCAAAGAAAACCAAACAAAAUUCUCGCUGUGAUUUCUAUGAAGAAUAUGAAGAGACGCAUAAAUUAUUUUAUAACCUUUUGUUACUUAGUUUUAACUUGCAGAUUUUACGAAUGCCUCUCGGCCACUUUGACUACGCCUAGCUACGAACUAUGAUUUAACUGAGUACGAAGUAUCCUAUACGUUUAUAUAAUCAUAAGUGUAUGCGUGUAUUGAACUUGUUGUUGAUUAGCUUCGGUGUUCAGUUUCACGUUGGUAAGGCAAAACUAAACCGUCUAAGUAAAUGUUUCAUUGUGCUGUCGACAAAGGAAAUAAAAACAAAGUGUGUUA
Molecule: messenger RNA, 7700 nt
Organism: Drosophila erecta
Lineage: Eukaryota; Metazoa; Arthropoda; Insecta; Diptera; Drosophilidae
Product: adenylate cyclase type 6
Exons: 29
Coding region: 453-6035 (1860 amino acids)
Biological process (GO): cAMP biosynthetic process; adenylate cyclase-inhibiting G protein-coupled receptor signaling pathway; adenylate cyclase-activating G protein-coupled receptor signaling pathway
Cellular component (GO): plasma membrane
Molecular function (GO): adenylate cyclase activity
Source: RefSeq, a predicted model, not a curated record